This is a messenger RNA of Aspergillus wentii DTO 134E9, 1737 nucleotides long. RefSeq lists its product as uncharacterized. The record is from RefSeq and is a predicted model, not a curated record. NCBI's taxonomy places the organism in Eukaryota, Fungi, Ascomycota, Eurotiomycetes, Eurotiales, Aspergillaceae. Gene Ontology annotation, biological process: transsulfuration. The coding region runs from base 1 to 1737 and encodes 578 amino acids. Gene Ontology annotation, molecular function: pyridoxal phosphate binding; cystathionine gamma-synthase activity. The transcript has 5 exons.
AUGAUGCCGACAACACAUCCCCCCUCUCCGCAUGCACUGCCGCUAGGUGAAGCUCAACCUCCAAACCAGGUUCACUCUGUCAGCGUUUCGAUGCCAAAAUGGGAUACUGUCGUUGCCUGGGGUAAUCGCGAGGACUGGGUGGUGAAUAGCAUGCAAACGGUCUAUCCAAGGUUCUUCAUCCACCACGUUCUUCGAAGCUUGACCACUAUUAUCAAAAGGAGACUGGAGGUUGCGGCCGAUUUAGACUGCAUGUUAUUCCCGUCCGAUACCACCGCAGGCAGGUUCUAUUCGGGUUUGAAGACCAAGGAUGCAGAGAAAGUUGUUGGGUCUGUGAGGUUCUUCCUCACGGGGGAGGUAGAACGAGAGGAAACACUUUGGGGAAAAUUCCAUGCGGUUUUUUAUCACAAAGACCUCGAUUCGGAAGCACGAAGACUGUGGAUGAUCUUCGGGGAUGGGUUAUCAACCAGACAGGCCGAGUUUUGUCUUGAACGUGUUGAUUUUAUGUUGUCCGAAUCGGCCAUCGCCUCUUUCCAGACAGCUGCUCCAUGUCCUGAUCUGUCAAGACUUCCUCGGCCAGUCCCUUGGACGGACUCUGCUAUUUCAGCCAAGGAACAGAUGAAAAAUCUCAUCGCGAGGUUGGCGACGUCGGAAAGUCCAGGCUCUCGGCCGGUUUCGAAGGAUGAUGUUUUCCUAUAUUCCAAAGGAAUGUGUGCUAUCGGUGCUGUAGCAAGAUCAUUGUUAGCCACUAUUCCUGAUAAAGCUUAUUCAGGGUCUGUUGUUUAUGGAUGGCCGUAUGCUGAGACGCCCAAAUUGGUGGAGCUCGUUGGGUACCAUCGAUUUACGCUAUACGGACGAGGGACAGAGGCAGAGCUCGACGAUCUGGAAGCAUCGCUGAAAUCCGGUCAACGCAUAAGAGCUCUCUUCUGCGAGCUUCCCUGCAACCCCCUGUUGGAGAGUCCGAAUUUGGAACGAAUCCGCGCGCUGGCAGAUGAAUAUGACUUUGUGGUCGCCUGCGACGAGACAUUGGGGACCUUUGUCAAUGUCGAUCUGUUCCCAUAUGUCGAUGUGAUUAUGACCAGUCUCACAAAGAUUUUCAGCGGCGCUUCGAAUGUGAUGGGAGGCAGCGUGGUUGUAAACCCCGACUCGCGGCACCAUGAUGCGAUCCAUGCUGGUCUUGUCGCAGACUAUGAGGACGCUGUCUUCCCUCUCGACGCUAUCACAUUAGCACAUAACAGCGCCGAUUUCGAAGAGCGUACCCAACGCUGCAACCACAGCGCAUUGGCAAUUGCGACCAUGCUCUCAUCACAUCCAUCAAUCCAGCAUGUGAAUUACCCAACGAUGGUCUCUUCCGCCCCACUGUAUGAGCUAUACCGUCGUCGUGAUGGGGGAUAUGGAUUUCUUCUGAGCAUGGUGUUUCGACAACCGGAAAGCGCGAUAUGCUUCUAUGAUGCACUAGACGUGUGCAAGGGACCCAGCAUCGGAACGAACUUCACGCUUGCUAUUCCCUACUCGCAGCUAGCCCACUUUAGGGAGUUGGAUUGGGCAGAGUCGUACGGGGUGUUGAAACAUAUUGUGCGAAUCAGUGUUGGAAUGGAAGAACAGAAAGAAGUGCUGGAUCGAAUUUCUCAGGCUUUGGUCGAGGUUGAAAGGUUCGAGAAGACUUGUUUGCUUCCUACGGCAAAGGAGCAGGGUUCGACGGUUCUUUCAAGUACUCAAACAGCUACUAUGGUUUCAUGA